UUACAGGCUUGCACAGCAGAGAAGCAUACUGCAAUAAGUCCGGUAGCGCCGAUUGCUGCAGCAGCGUUCAAUCCGUCGCUGAUGUGCUUACCGGCGCUAUUUGAUCAUUUUGGAGGUGAAAUAUUACGAACCCAUAUGAAUCCAGCAGCUACACAAUUUAAGCCAAUACCGAACAAUGAGCGUGUUGAUCUAACACGAUUUCUUUCGAAAGAACCACAGGAGUGGACAAUGGGUGAUGUUAUUGCAUGGUUAUUAAAUGUUGCUAGACGGAAUGGUAUACCAUUCGAAGAUUUAGAAAUGCAAAAAUUUGCAAACUGUACUGGUAUGGUAUUGAUCCAAAUGCGUGAAAUUGAUUUUAAACAACGUGACGCCGUAUAUGGUUCAUUAUUGUAUGCUGAAUUCAGGAAAUUAUUGAUGGAAGAAAGAUUAACUGAUGAAUGUGCUUAUAAAUCACCAGGAAAAGCAAGUACGUAUCGAGUAUCGGAUGACACUAGACUUUCCUGUAUCAACAGUGGACUAUCCGUCAAUACAAAUGCUUUAUCUUCACUUCUAAUGUCUGAUAGUGACCCGAACAGCUCGUCAACCAUGCAACCUUUAGAUACAUUAUCCCAGGUCGCCACUGAUAUCGUUGGUACCUUCAACUUCAAUUCACCUGUUGGAUCUGAUGAAACCUUCAUGUUACGACCCACAUAUUGCAAAGUGCGGAAAAAUAAGGAUGGAAGGCCAAGGAAGCACUCACAACACACCAAAGGGAACAAAUUAUGGGAAUUUAUACGUGAUGCUUUGAAAGAUCCCACUACUUGUCCAAGUGUUGUACGAUGGGAGGAUCCAGCAGAGGGUGUUUUCCGAAUCGUUGAGUCAGAAAAACUGGCACAGCUUUGGGGUGAACGGAAAAACAAUCAAAAAAUGACCUACGAAAAACUCAGCCGAGCUAUGAGGACAUACUAUGAAAAGCGGAUAUUGGUACCGGUACCGAAAACAGGACUCUAUCCGAAGAAAUUAGUGUAUAAAUUCGGGCCAAGUGCUCUAGGUUGAUAUGUAGUGCUUUUGUUGUAAGGUUGAACACUGUAAGUAAACCAUUUAUAGAUAGUUCCUUACUGUUUACAUCUAUGUGAUCUUUUUUUUUCCCUGCUUAUACCUCCUAUCUCCUAUCACUUGUUGUUUAUAUUUUCCAGGUUUUCUAUAUGAAUUCAAUUGUUUUGUUAUGCAGAAACGAGCUUCAUUUAAUUUCGAGAUAUAUAUGUCCCCACAAUGGUCAAAUGUAAUUCAUGUCAUUCAUUAAUUUAGAAUCAAACACACAGGGUUUGGAAUGGACGGCAAUAAUAAGGACAAUAAUCAGGUUGGAGCU
Molecule: messenger RNA, 1348 nt
Organism: Loa loa (African eye worm)
Lineage: Eukaryota; Metazoa; Nematoda; Chromadorea; Rhabditida; Onchocercidae
Exons: 7
Coding region: 82-1035 (317 amino acids)
Biological process (GO): cell differentiation; regulation of transcription by RNA polymerase II
Cellular component (GO): nucleus
Molecular function (GO): sequence-specific DNA binding; DNA-binding transcription factor activity, RNA polymerase II-specific
Source: RefSeq, a predicted model, not a curated record